UUGACUCCCAUUGUAAUGACUUCAAAGCCUUGGUAUACGAGUUCAUGGUAAACGGCAACUUGGACAUUUGGUUGCACCCAAACGACGAACACAUGCAAUUCAAACCUUUGAGCUUCCUGCAAAGAUUGAACAUCACGAUCGAUGUGGCCUCUGCUUUGGAUUAUCUUCACCACCAGUGCCGAACUCCAAUCAUCCACUGUGAUCUGAAGCCAAGCAACAUUCUUCUCGACGAUGAUUUCACGGCUCACAUCAGUGAUUUUGGAUUGUCGAGGCUCAUUUUCAAUUCUAACAAAGACAUCUUUUCGGGUCAUCCUAGCUCCUCUGCUUUUCAGGGAACCAUGGGUUACAUUGCUCCAGAAUAUGGAAUGGGCGUUCGUCCAUCAACAAGUGGGGAUGUGUACAGUUUCGGAAUUCUCUUGUUAGAGAUGUUCACGGGAAGACGACCAACAGACAACAUAUUUAAAGAGAAUUUUAACCUUCAGAAGUUCGUCAAGUCAGUGUUGUCAAAGCGAACAAUGGGGAUUUUGGAUCAGUCGAUUUUCUGUGGGGAAGUAGGCGAAAGCAUGGACAAGGAGGGGAUAUGGAGAGACUGUGGAAUUGACCAAGCCGAAUGUCUGAUAUUGGUUUUUGAGAUCGGAUUAAUUUGCUCAGCAGAAUCACCGAAAGACAGGAAGGACAUGAAUGGAGUUGCACGGGACUUGCUCUCAAUCAGAGACAAGUUUCUCAAAACCGGCAUCCAUGAGGAUAGAAUACAGAGCCCUGCACCGAGUAAAGCACCUUUUUAA
Molecule: messenger RNA, 785 nt
Organism: Eucalyptus grandis
Lineage: Eukaryota; Viridiplantae; Streptophyta; Magnoliopsida; Myrtales; Myrtaceae
Product: probable LRR receptor-like serine/threonine-protein kinase At3g47570
Exons: 2
Coding region: 45-785 (246 amino acids)
Biological process (GO): protein phosphorylation
Molecular function (GO): protein kinase activity; ATP binding
Source: RefSeq, a predicted model, not a curated record